CACAUGAUGCAUAUGAUAGAGCUUUUAAUUCUGCAUCGAAUGAUGUGAUCCUUUUCUCUGGGCUAUGAGUUUCGCAAUGGAAAAAAAAUUCGAUUUUAUAUGGUCACUGCUAUGUAUAAGUUGCUAAGGGUACUUUGAAGUAUCCAGUUCAUAGCCGAGAGAAAAGAACAACACCAUUCGAUGCAAAAUUAAAAGCUCUAUCAUAUGCAUCAUGUUUUCUCUCUCGGCCAUGAGUUUUUUAUUAGAAAAAAUAUUCGGUAAUGUAUGGUCACUGUUGUGCGGAAUUUCCUAAGGGUCAUUUGAAGUGUCCAGUUCAUAGCCGAGAGGGUGGGUGUGGGUGUGGGUGGGGUGUGAAUUAAGGAAGCAAAACACUCUCAUACCCACCCUAACCCACACCCGCACCCACACCCAAUGAGUCACUCGGAAUGAGCAUGGAUGAUGGUUUGUAUAUGUUCUGAGAGAUUUGGUUUGUUGAGAAAAGUUCCUUUUUGUAAAUAAAAAAUGAGGAAAAGGGAGCAUUCUGUACGCUGUGACGAAGCAAGCAAGCAGUCUUAGGGAGUCGUGAUUUGCUGUGAUUGCGAUAUGAUCUGAAAGGUGUGUACUAGUUUGAAAGUUUUGAAUGUUCCGGAAAAUAAAAAUGAGGACUAGUGAAUGUGUUCUUUCGACUUUUGUUGUGACUAUUUGUAGGGAAGGAAAAAGUUAUGCCUGUGCAGGAUAUUAGAAGUUAGAUCUAUUGCAAGUAGUGAGGAUAUGUGUUAUUUGAGUAGUUCGCUUUGAUGUGAAUGCAAUAACUAUGGUUCACAUGGUGAUUUUGUAGGAAGCUGGUCUGUCAGAGUAGUAUAUGCGUGUUUCCUUUGGCGAAAGGGUAUUGGAAAGAGCAGGCUCUCGAUGGUGGAAGGCUUCACAGUUGGUUGAAGGUUUAUGUUGCUGUCAAGACACGAAAAAUGAGGGGCUAGCGACUUGAACGCUUAGUAUCGUUGUAGAGUGUUGAAGUGAUUAGGGUGUGGGUGUUGUAUUUAUUCCACCCACACCCACACCAAAGGACCAGUUGUUCUCAUAUAUAUUCGACAAGAUUUCUUUGGAAGAUAUAUGCCAGCGUUUUUGGAGUGAAUAUUUCAUAGCAUUGUCAGAUACGGUUGAUGGUAAUUUAAUCUUUGAGAAAGCUAAUCUAAAUGUAUUUAGGGAGACUUGGUUGCGGAGAGAAUGUCGUAUUAAAUGAUUACAUAUCUCAAAACGUUAUGCAGAACAUCAUUCAUUCUUAGAGAGAAUAAUAUACUGGUGUUCAGACCGGGUUCCUCACGAAUCAACACCAAAUUUCGAAAUCGAUGAGGUAAUGACCCUUGCAGAGUUCCCAGAGUCCUUCUAAUCCGCUCGUGCGCGAUGUAUAGUAUUUAAACUAAAAUGUAAAACAAAAAUUGUCUUACAUCAUUCUAUCUCCCUAUUGACGUUAUUGUUCAAAUUUUACAAUUGUUAAAAUAUUAAAACAAAAUGUAAUACUUGUUGUCAAGCGAUUUAGUGAGAGAUAUUUUUUUUUGUCCUAUGUAUUGAACCCUCUACCUUUUUGUGUGCUUAAUUCGCUUAAUUCCCUUUCUUUUUUUUUGUGCGGAACUUUCUACUUUCUCUUUUUCUUUUUGUGUUUUGUAUGUGCUAUAUUCACACUAUGUACUGUUAGGAUCCAAAGGUCGCCAGUUUUGUGCAAAUAAAAACAAAAACAAGCUGUUUUUAUGACCUGUUCGUUUUUUCUUGAAGAAAAGUAAAGCGUUUCGAGAAGCAUUGGUGAAAUAUCGAAUUUUCAAUUAUUGAAGGAUUAUAUCACACGUUUCUUAAUUCUCAACCAAUGUAAAAGAAAUAUUACACAGCCACUAUAUAUGAGGUCGAAAAUCACUACUGUUCUAUUUCGCUUUAACAAUAUCGAUGGUUUUAACAGUAUUUUGUCAUUUUGUAUUUGUUCUAUUCAGGUAAUUGUAAGAUUCAUUUUUUCUCAUAUUCAUCUAACUUUGAAUGUGUGUUCUACUUUGUAGUCUAACAGGUUUGAUUCUCAGUUCGUUUUACAUAUAUUACUAUUAAUUUAGUAUAUUCCUAGCUCAAGUAAACUCUCAAUUCUGUCAUGGAAGGACUCAAUAUGAUCGAUGUUCAUCAAAUAGUGGGUGUAGUUGUUUCUUUAUAGUCGGUACUCAUGAGAUUGGUAUUUGUACUGAUGAUUUCGUGCCUUGCUCUGAGCUGGUUGCAUGUGAAGGUCCAAAUAACAUUUGCCGUCAAUCUAACCAUAGAUGUGUCCAUCAUCCUCGAUGUCAUAAUGCUCCUGUUUGUUAUCCAAUUCCAAGUUUCAAUCAACAGCUAUGUCCACUGUUAUCAAGUAAGAGUACCAUCAAUGCUCAAUAGAUUUUAAUGGAAUUUUGAGUGUUUGUAUGAAUGGGAUUUGAUAAAAGUCUAUUAUCAAUACUUUUCUUAUUUACUUGUACAUUGAAAAACAUUUUUUCCUCAUUGAGACAGAUACUGAGAUGCACGUCUUAUACAACCUUUUCACAGAUAAUUCGUCCAGAGGAGAGUAUUCUUGAAACGGAAUGAAAAUUAUGAAUGGAGCUUAACCAAUCAGAUCAAAUACCUUCAAAAUAUUCUAUACUAAUUAUGGAAGAGUUUUGCAACAAAAAACACUCAGAUAGAAGAAGUCGAACGCGGCAUUCUACUUAGCUUAUUCUUAGUUCAAUGUAAUACGAUUCGGCUAAAUCCAGUCAUGAAAAAUAUUACUUAGUUUUAUUGGCACAUAUGUAGCAAACAGGUUUUCUAUCAAAAUCAUUUUUGAAAUAUCUCUUAGAUUUCAUUGAAAUCUUAAGUAACCGAACUCUAUAUUGUAUUUUGUUUUAAAGCGACAAUCGCUACAACAGCCGUGCCAACGGCAACUACUGCAACCACCACACAAGAACCAGGGGCUCACAAUAUUCCUGUUAAUGCUACUUGGUCACGAAUCGGUGUAACUGUUGCUGGAGGUAAUGGGUAUGGUGGAGCGCUCAAUCAAUUCUACUAUCUUCGUGGUUUUCUUGCUGAUGAUGAUCAAACAUUGAUCGUUGCUGACUGGAACAACAAUCGAAUCGUCGAAUGGCAGGUGGGUGCAUCAGAAGGCAAAGUAAUUGCUGGUGGCAACGGUCAAGGAAGUCGAUUGGACCAAGUAGUUUUUGCAACUGAUGUAUUGCUCGAUAGUACAACAAAUAGUGUGAUUAUCUGUGAAGACCGAAACCGACGAGUUGUUCGAUGGUCUCGUAAUCCUGGUACAAUGCAAGGAGAAAUCCUUCUCAAUGACAUCUUUUGUGAAGGAUUGGCAAUGGAUGAAGAAAGAAAUCUCUACGUUACCGACAUUUUGGAAAGUGAGGUGAGACGAUAUGCACUGGGAAGUAAAAAUGGAACCUUAGUGGCUGGUGGACAUCGUAGAGGUAUUGGUAAAAAUCAAUUUAAUAAUCCGGCAUCACUUUUUGUCGAUCGGCAGCAAACAGUUUACGUGUCAGACAAAGAAAAUCAUCGAGUAAUGAAGUGGGAGAAAGGUGCAACAGAAGGGGUUGUUGUCGCUGGUAAUAAUGGCGAUGGAAAUACUCUGAAACAACUAUCAUAUGCUGGUGGACUCUUCGUUGAUUCAAUAGGCACUGUGUAUGUAACAGACAUAAGAAACCAUCGAGUAAUGCGUUGGCCAAAAGGAGCACAACAGGGAACUGUUAUUGUCGGUGGAAAUGGCGAAGGUGAUGCAGCUGAUCAAUUGGCUCGUCCUGCAAGUAUUUCGUUCGAUAAACGUGGCAAUCUUUUUGUUUUCGACAGUGGAAAUCAACGUAUACAACGUUUUUCUAUUGAAGAUACUAAUUAA
This is a messenger RNA of Rotaria sp. Silwood1, 3850 nucleotides long. NCBI's taxonomy places the organism in Eukaryota, Metazoa, Rotifera, Eurotatoria, Philodinida, Philodinidae. The record is from the annotation of a GenBank genome assembly.